CUUAUUUCAGAGAAUGAAAGACCAUGCCUUGAAUUCUCUCAUCUAAGUAUAAAGGAUUCCUUCAGAGAUUUAUUUAUUCCAAGAAUAGAGAUAAUUCUGAUGAUGUAUACAAGGAACAACCUAAAUUGUGCUAAGCCACUGUUUGAACACAAUAACUCACUUAAUGUUAAUUUCAACACACAAAAGAAAACAGUCUGGCUUAUUCAUGGAUACAGACCAAUGGGCUCCAUCCCAUCAUGGCUUCAGAACUUCGUAAGCAUUUUGCUGAAUGAAGAAGAUAUGAAUGUAAUUGUAGUUGACUGGAACCGAGGUGCUACAACUUUUAUUUACGAUAGAGCGGUUAAAAACACCAGAAAAGUUGCUGUGAGUUUGAGUGGGCACAUUAAAAAUCUUUUGAAGCAUGGUGCAUCUCUUGACAAUUUUCAUUUCAUAGGUAUGAGCUUAGGGGCUCAUAUCAGUGGAUUUGUUGGAAAGAUAUUUAAUGGUCAACUUGGAAGAAUAACAGGUCUUGACCCUGCUGGGCCAAAGUUCUCCAGAAAACCACCAUAUAGAAGAUUGGAUUACACUGAUGCAAAGUUUGUGGAUGUCAUCCAUUCUAACUCCCAUGGUUUAGGCAUUCGAGAGCCCUUGGGACAUAUAGAUUUUUAUCCAAAUGGAGGAAGGAAACAACCUGGCUGUCCUAAAUCAAUUUUCUCAGAUUACCAGUAGACGUCCAUUUGGUACUGGCAAUACCCAGUUGCAUUUUUGGCCUAUUAUUUCAUUCUCAGUAUAACUGUUCCGGAUAAAACUGUGAUGGAUGGCUUUUUUUCAUUUAAAUUAUUAAACCAGCUUGGAAUGAUUGAAGAGGCAAGGUUUUAUAAAAAGAACAAACCACUUUGUAAACUUCAAGAAAUCAAGAUUCUUGCUCAAUUUUACAAUGACUUUGCAAAUAUUUCAAGCAUUGGUUUGACGUAUUUCCAGAGCUCAAAUAUGGAGUGUUCCACAUGCACAUACAAGAUCCAGAGUCUCAUGUUAAAAUCACUUACAUAUCCAGAAAGACCACCUCUUUGCGGGUAUAAUAUUGUACUUAAAGAAAAAGAGGAAGUGUUUCUUUAUCCAAACGCGUGCACAGCAAAGAAAACAUAAGAUGCCUUCUUCUAUCAAAUGCACUUGUUUAUGAAUUAACGGACUUGUAAACAAAACAAUGCAAUCAGUCUUUCUUUAAUAAUGCACUGUUCAAUUUGAGAUUCAGGUAUUUCUAUUUCUUAAAAAAAAAUUGAGAAUCAAAAAUAAAGAAAAUAAAAAAUGCAUACAGUUAAGCAUUCCAAA
This is a messenger RNA of Mandrillus leucophaeus (drill), 1308 nucleotides long. RefSeq names its product lipase, member I (gene LIPI). NCBI's taxonomy places the organism in Eukaryota, Metazoa, Chordata, Mammalia, Primates, Cercopithecidae. The annotation marks the transcript as partial. The transcript has 9 exons. The record is from RefSeq and is a predicted model, not a curated record. Gene Ontology annotation, molecular function: lipase activity. Gene Ontology annotation, biological process: lipid metabolic process.